GUCAGGAAGCGGUGCCGUGUUGCCAUCCUGGUGGUCUUUGUUAUUAAUACUGUUUGUUUACUUGAGAGAUAGAGACAGAGAGAGAGAUUUAAUAGUGCAGAGUAACUUUUUAAGACGGUGAACUUUCAUCUAGGCAGUACUGCAGAACAUCUACAUAUGUUCAAGAAUCAUUAAGGUGGUGUGAUUGAUGUGUUGGCAUGGAGAAGGUGAGGCAGCAGGUGGAGGCACUGGGGUUGCAGGAGCAGCAACAGCUGAUAGUGGAUCUCAUCACCACUAGUGCCCCAGAGGUACAGCUCAGCCUCCUGGUUCCAUCUGUCACUGCUGCAGCAAGUUAUGUGAAAUGGCGUUUAGUAACCAACUUACAAGGACAAGAUACGCCUGACCUCCUGGUUCUGUUGCCUCCAGAGCUACAACUGGAAGUUCUUUUAUAUCUGGAUGGUCCAAGUCUUUUGCAUGCCUCUCAGGUGUCAAAGGCAUGGCAUAGCAUCAUUAUGAAUAUUAAUGAGGUAUGGUUAAAGCAAUGUCGGAGGUUAGGAGUAAACAUGAGCAAGGUUCCUGGCUGGGCUGACUGGCAUAAGGUGUACAUAACAUCACUGAGGCAACAGGUGUCACUAAAGAAUGGCACAGCAUUCUCGGAACGUUUUAUGCAACUCCAGAAUUGCAAGAAGGCUGUCAAAGCAGUAGAUUAUCAAGAUGGGUUUUUAUGUACCGUAUCAGAAGAGGACUAUAUAAAUAUCUGGCAGCUAGACAUGAAUAUUCCAGUAAUGACGUUUCCUGUUGAGCGAGCUGUGUCCUGCAUUAAGUUCCACCCCAACUCUCUGCUACUGUGUGGUCACUUUGUUGGCACCUUGACCUCUUGGGACCUGAGUAGCAUGAAUCAAUCUCGAUGCACGGUGUGGGAACAUUCUAGUACUCGAGAUCACGAUAACUUCAAAAAUAGAUUCAAGAUGCAUGCAGGUCCAGUGUUCAGUUGUGACUUUUCUGAGGAAUUGGACCUUUUAGUGAGUGGGGGUGCUGAUGAAUGCCUCAGAUUAUGGUGUUUAUCUGCAGGGAAACAAAUCAAAUCUCUGUCCAACCAAGACCAUUGGGUUUUGAGGGUCAUACUCAUACCAGAUUUAUCUUUGACCACCAAACACGAUAUUGUUUACAUGACACGAGAAAAUGUCAAGAAAGUAUCAUGGCCCUCAAAUGUGAAACAAGACUGUGAGUAUGAUGUGCCAGAAAAAGGUGUUGGUAGCUCUGCUUCAUCAUCCAGACCUUACGGCAUGAUUGAAAAGAUAUCGGACAAUUUUAAAAUCAGUCUAAAUGAGGGACAUACAAACUUUUUCACUCCUGGUUUACAAUUUAGUAGCAAGUAUAUUGGGAUAAUAAAGCAAGAUGCAGAAGAAAAGCAUGCCAAUUUAUGUGUGUUUGACAUUGAGACAUUUAAACUGGAGCAUAAUAUAUCUUUGAAUAUUAAAGUAAAAAAGUUACUUGCCCUUGGAAACAGAUAUGCCCUACUUCUCACCAUGGGUAGUGUGCUGUACUCCUCCACACUGGUCAUCAUCGAUAUCGUCACUACAAAGAUUAUUGGCACUCGCUCCAUACCUCACUCCAAAAUGACCACCCCAGAUGGAGCCCAGUUGGUUGUUGGUGAUGUUGAGUGGCUGAAUGGGCUGGGGGUGCACCUGCCUGGACACUCCCGUUCACUGUCCACUGCUGUCCAAGCUGAGAAUUCAAAUUGUGCUACAAGAACAGGAGCUGGAAAGAAGUAUGCCAGCCAAAGCUACAGAAUAGAGACCAGUGUAAGUAGUAUGAACACAGUGCCACAUGGUAACACACAAUGUCUAAAUGUGGAACAUAAUGCAGUGUCAUGUCCAAAACGAAAACAUAAGUCAGACGAGUGCUGCAGUGAACCGUGUGGUGGUGAGACUGCAAUGGAUCAUACGAGCCUUGAUGCUUCCUGCUGUGCACACAGUGACACACAAAUUGACUCUGAUGUGGCCUUGCAUGCUGAGUGUGCUGGUGAUCAGUGUCUUAUGAUGGACACUUCUCCAGAAGUAAAGGCUUGCCAGGCUCUGGAGCAGCCAAGCUUCUUAGUGCUGGCUGCUGGAGUAUUGAAUGAACCUGGCCGUCUAUUCACCCUGUGGUGGGCCCAGUCCAGACACACACACAAGUGCAAGAAGGAGUAGAUGCACAUAUUGGCAGCUUUUUUUUACAUAGUUGGAGUUCAGUAAUAUACAUUUGAUGCUUUAUAUAAGUUUAAGUUGAAAAUACCUUGACCAAUUAUAUGCUCCAAUUGACAAUUUCCCUCAACUUCUUCUAUAAGAGGGUAUAUUCUGUAUCUGUUUGCCUGUUUCUUUCAUUGCUCAUAACAGUGAAAUAAUGAUUUCAAAAGCUACAUGCUACAUGAGUAUAAACUGUAGGCUGGCGUUGUCCCAAUAGAUGCUUGCAUUAAUCUAUAAUGAUGAUAUAGAGUUUCUGCUUGUCCAAUACUGUAAUUAUUUUUGUUUUGUUAUUGGUUUGAUGGUAUCUAUGAUACCUGUUGUUCCUGAGUAGCGAUAAUUGAUGAUUUUGAUUUUUGAACAUGAGCAUAUUAAAGUUUUAAACUCUCAAAAAAGCAAAUGUAGCUAUUUUUAUUUAAAAAACAAUAAUUUUCAUUAGUGUAUUGUAUUUAAAAAAAAUAAUUUUCAUUUGUGAAGAGACUAGCUAAACAUACAAUUAAAAUUUUCUUCCUUUAAUUUUUCUAAGUUUUAUAAAAAGAUAAAAAUAGAAGUUUGUUUUUUAGAUUUUUAAGAUUUAGAACAUCAAUAUUGCUUGUACGUAUUUGGAUUCUGGUUUUAUUGGUUAUUACUCAGUAAAUUUGUUGAUGAUUGGGUAUUAGUAAUAAGGUUAUCCCAAUUGACUGAUCAGUUAUCAUGAUGAAUAUUUUCAUUAUAGAGCACAGCUAUGGUAUAAACUAAGAAAUUGUCAAUAAUUGUCUUAUCUUUUAAAUCUGACAUCAGUGCAUUUCUUUUACAGUAAAGUGUAAUUAUAUACAUUAUACCUUUUAGUUUUGUAAGAUACCAGUGAUUCAUGUUUCAAAUAUCUGUCUCCCACUUGUUUAAUUAUAUCAUAUACAUAUUUCAUGUCAUUUUAGAAAAGGCAAAAUCAGUAAAUGAUCUUAGUAUUCUGAUUACUGAAGACAAAAUCAAUAUAUAUAUAUAUAUAUAUAUAUAUAUAUAUAUAUAUAUAUAUAUAUAUAUAUAUAUAUAUAUAUAUAUAUAUAUGAUGAGAUUUAUCACGAUAUCCUUUCAGAAAGUUGCGGAGAAUGAUGAAUAGUGUUUAACUUGGUUGGAAAGAAUGGGAAGAAAGUAUUGUGUGAAGGUAAAGUGUUAAUAUCAGUAUUGUAUGAGACUGAAAAAUGGAACAAAGGGGAGCAGUGAAGAUUAGGUUGAAUAUAGGAGAGAUUAAUGCAUGAAUUGGUCAUGAGGGAUGAAGUGUAGAAAGUAGUCAGGAAGAUGAAAGCAGGAAAAGUUGUCUGGAUAAAUGUGUUGCAGAAUGUUUGAAAAGUAGAAAAGCAGUAGUUGUUUUGUUAUUAGUAAGAGUGGUAAAUGCCUUAGGUGUCAGUAAGAGUGAUGAAUGCCAGUCAUGGUGCCAGUUGACAGAGUAAGUGCAAUGACAGUUGUUUUGUAUACUGGUAAGGGUGGUAAGUGUGGAUGUAUUAUUUGUAGGAGUAGAAGUCUAUUGAGUGUCAGGUUAGGUGUAUGGGUUGAAGGAUUAGAUAGAGUACAGAGGGAGUGAUUUGGGAAGAGCAGUGUAAUUGAAAGGGUUAUUUGAGGAAUGUAUGGGUCAGUGUUUGCUGUGAGACAAGUAUAUGCAAAGUAUUUGGAUGUGUUUGCACAUGGAUUUUUUAAAAAUGCUUGACAGGUUGGAUCAUCAGGGAUUCCAUUUAUCUAUUUGCCUAUGUAUUUGUCUGUUCGCCUACUUGUCUUCUUACUCUUUUUGGGAGUGCCCUUCAAGAGGGGUGGCUGUGAGAAAACCUAUAUCUUUUUCAAUCCAAACAUUCAUGUCUUGUUUGUUCAAACACUAGACCUAUAUGAACACCUCUAUCACACUUCUACUGUUUGACCUCAUCCUUCCACUUUCUGAGUGGCCUUCCUCUUCUAUUGAUAUCUUCAGCUUUCCUCAUAUAUUGUACACUUCCUUUACAAAUUUUUCCCUCUUCAUCAUUUUUGUAUGGCAGUACUAUGGAUUACAGUUUGUUUAUAGAUAUAUGGGCUUGGUUAGAUAUUGUUGAAAGUGAUGAAAAUUUUUUAUGUGAAUAAUAAAAGGUGUAUGAGAAUGGCAAGUAAUGUGAAUGAUUGGUCUCUUAUGAGAGUUGGACUGAAUGAGGAAUGAGUGAUGUUGGUUUGGUAGUUCACUGUUUGUGGAUAGUGUUGUAAGGGAGAUCAAUGUGAGAAUGUUAGGUCGAUGUUUUGAGUCUGGUCAGUGUUGACUGUAGAAAAUGGAAUUGGAGUGAGGCAAUAUUUGUUGUUGAUCUUGCUCUGGUUGACUGGUUUAAAGUAGAGAUUGAGACAGCUGAUCAUAGACUGUUAAGUUUGUACGAAUAUUUUAUUUAUUGUAUAUAUAGAGAAAAUAGUCUGCACUCAGUGCCGAUGUCGCAAUAUUUUAUUUAUCUUUUUGUAUGUAUGAUGAUGACACGUGAUGUCACAUCGACAAGUGAUCUGGUGAUGAAAAGAAACUUGAGA
Molecule: messenger RNA, 4709 nt
Organism: Portunus trituberculatus (swimming crab)
Lineage: Eukaryota; Metazoa; Arthropoda; Malacostraca; Decapoda; Portunidae
Product: F-box/WD repeat-containing protein 2-like
Exons: 6
Coding region: 198-2171 (657 amino acids)
Molecular function (GO): protein binding
Source: RefSeq, a predicted model, not a curated record